This is a messenger RNA of Folsomia candida, 935 nucleotides long. Its product is annotated as maleylacetoacetate isomerase. Gene Ontology annotation, cellular component: cytoplasm. Lineage: Eukaryota; Metazoa; Arthropoda; Collembola; Entomobryomorpha; Isotomidae. The transcript has 7 exons. The record is from RefSeq and is a predicted model, not a curated record. Gene Ontology annotation, biological process: L-phenylalanine catabolic process; glutathione metabolic process. Bases 166 to 870 code for a protein of 234 amino acids. Gene Ontology annotation, molecular function: glutathione transferase activity; maleylacetoacetate isomerase activity.
CCAGAAUUGUAUGCAAACCAGUCUGACGAGUUUUGUUCAUGAAUAGGAUUUAUUACUCACACAGUGGUCACAAAAUAAUGUCAGUUGUCAACUGUUAGCCCAUUUGCAUCAUCAAAAAAGUUUCGUUGAUUUUUAUUUAUUUUUUAAUAUAAUUUGAAAAUUGAAAUGGAAAAAUUUGCCGAUGUCAAACCGCAGAUUGAGCAGGACGAGUUGCUGCUCUACACGUAUUAUCGAAGUUCGUGUUCCUGGCGAGUGAGAAUCGCCUUAGAGUUGAAGGGUCUAAAGUACGAAAUUGCCCCUGUCCACCUAUUGAAGUCUGACCAAUUGAAACAGGAGUUCAUUAAAGUGAGCCCACUCGGACAAGUGCCAGCUUUGGUGAUUAACAAGAAAAUUGCUCUUGUUCAGUCGAUUGCAAUUAUGGAGUGCUUGGAGGAACGUUAUCCUGAACCAGCCUUGCUGCCGAAAGAUUUGCAUAAGAGAGCAACCGUAAGUUAUUUUGAACACAGGGAAAUCUGUGAAAUCAUAGCAUCAGGAAUUCAACCCCUGCAAAACUUAGGAACCAUGGACAAAAUUAGCGAUGAUGAGGACAAAAAACUUGUCUGGGCUCAAUACUGGAUUCACCGAGGGUUGACAGCACUGGAAACGAUCCUUAAAAGCACUAGUGGAUCGUGCUGUUUUGGAGACGAUGUCACAUUCGCCGAUUGCUGUUUGGUCCCACAAAUCUCCAACGCUCAGAGAUUCAAAGUUGAUGUCACUCCAUUCCCAACACUAAUGCGGAUAGAUAAGUACUUAUCCACCAUUCCGGCUUUUCAACGUGCCCAUGCUUCCAAACAACCAGACACUCCUCCAGAAAUGGUCUCAGUACUGUAAUCUCCAGACGUCUUAUUUUUGCUCGUAAUAAAUAAAAUAAAAUGAGACAAUUGCCAACUUUGAAA